AUUUUCUGCUCUGCUCGGCCGGGGUUGCUAAGCUGCAGGAAUCCGUGGCACCGGCUUUUAAAUCCGAGCCCACGGGGGCUGGAGACUCGGCGCAGGUCGGAGCCGCCCCCUCCCUCAGCAAUGCCGCCGCUGAUUGGCUGCUCGGCGUUCAAUGGGGAAGAGGCUUGGAGGGCGGUGGGGCAGCAGGAGACGGUCUGCUCUGUGCGGCGAUGAGUUACUGAGGAUUAAUUGGUACAGGGGAGGGAUGGAGCCGGACCGGGACCGGGCUGAGGCCGGCUCUGGAGUGCUCGGACUAAACCCGGGGAAACUUGCCUUUGGAAGGAGCGUGACCAGACAUAUCCACCACAGAUAGUGAUCCUAUAGCAAAGAAUUUCAUAGAUUUGCCACGCUGGCUGAAGACAUUCCUCCUUCAUCUCCGUCUAAAAAGAAGCCCCUCUAUUCGGAGGCAGUGUUCUCUCAUCUAUGGUGGGAGAGUCUAAGUAAAGUGAAAUGGCUGAACAAAAUUCAAAGAGGGCAGAUCUAAAAGUGAUGUCCAGCAUCCACUGUUGGAGAUUGUAGCGGAUGACUUGGCUGCCAGCAUGCCGCAUGGUUUGACCUGAAAAUGGGCGUUAAUGCUUCGAACUACCCUCACUCUUUCUCUCAGAGGGUAGGAGGAAACUCACAGGCUCAGCAGACAUUCAUUGGAACAUCUUCCUACCUACAUCACGGAUAUGGAUGUGAUUCGAAAUUAUAUAGCCUUGAACAUAGCCACGAGAAACCACAAGACAAAAAGAAAAAGAGUUCUGGCCUUGCGACACUGAAGAAGAAAUUUAUAAAAAGGCGCAAAUCUAAUCGCUCUGCCGAUCACGCAAAGCAGAUGCGUGAGCUUCUUUCUGGGUGGGAUGUAAGGGAUGUGAAUGCUUUAGUGGAAGAAUAUGAAGGCACUGCAGCUUUAAAGGAACUUUCAUUGCAAGGAAUUUUGGCGCGACCAGACGCACGGACCUUGCAAAGAGAUCUAGCAGAUCUUUAUGAAUACAAGUACUGCACUGAUGUAGAUUUAAUAUUCCAAGACACUUGCUUUCCAGUACAUCGUGCCAUUCUUGCAGCGCGAUGUCCCUUUUUUAAGACGUUGCUUUCAUCAUCACCUGAAUAUGGUGCUGAGAUUAUGAUGGACAUAAACACAGCUGGCAUAGAUUUGCCUAUGUUUUCAGCACUGUUACACUACCUGUACACUGGAGAGUUUGGAAUAGAGGACUCCAGGUUCCAAAGUGUUGACAUCCUGUUACAGCUCACUGAAGAAUUUGGAACACCGAAUUCUCUGGAUGUGGAUAUGCGAGAACUUUUCGAUAACAUGUGUUACUAUGAUGCUAUUCUUGGCUUUUCAUCCGAUUCAGGAUUUGUGGAAGCAUUUGGAAGAGGUUCAGGUUAUUUGGGUGAGGAACUCCGUGGGCAUAAGGCUGUUCUAUCUGCACGUUCGCCAUUUUUCAGGAAUCUUCUCCAAAGACGUAUAAGGACUGGUGAAGAAAUAACAGAUCGAACUCUGCAGACACCAACUAGAAUCAUACUUGAUGAGUCUAUCAUUCCAAAGAAAUAUGCAAAAGUAAUUUUACAUUGUAUGUAUACUGAUCUUGUGGACUUGUCUCUUGUAUUGCACUGCAAUCCAUCUGUGGGGAGCCUAAGUGAAGUCCAAGCAAUGGUAGCAGGGAAAGGCAACAUGUCGAGAGCAGAAGAAGCGAUGGAACUUUACCACAUAGCUCUCUUUCUGGAAUUCAAUAUGCUCGCCCAAGGAUGUGAAGAUAUUGUGGCGGAGAGCAUCUCCCUCGACACGCUGAUUUCCAUUCUGAGCUGGAGUUCGCAGCCUUACGGCUCUAAAUGGGUUUACCGACAGGCAAUUAAUUUUCUGUGUGAGGAAUUCACUUCAGUCAUGAUCUCUGAUGUGUUCUUUGAGCUCAGCAUGGACUACUUGUCUGCCGUACUUCAGUCAGACUAUUUGCAGGCUAGUGAGCAAGAUAUCCUGAAAUACAUGAACAAGUGGGGAGAACAUCAGCUCAUUAAACAGAUGGCAGAGAGAGAGCCGAACCUGCUGAGUGGAACUGCACACAGUGUCAACAAAAGAGGUGUAAAACGACGUGAUCUGGACAUAGAAGAACUAAAAGAGAUUUUGUCUCCAGUUCUGCCUCAUAUUCGCAUAGAUCACAUCCUUCCGACUAACAGUGAGGUUCUUAAUGAUGCUAUGAAGAGAGGACUGAUUAGCACACCACCAUCAGAUAUGCUCCCAACAGCAGAAGGUGGAAAGUCUCAUGCUUGGCUGCGUCAGAAAAAUUCUGGGAUCUAUGUGAAACCUCGAUUAUUUGCACCGUAUGUGGAGGAGGCAAAGACUGUAUUGGACGAGAUGAUGGUGGAGCAGACAGAUCUUGUCCGGCUGCGAAUGGUCCGUAUGUCCAAUGUACCAGACACACUAUACAUGGUGAAUAGUGCUGUUCCACAAUGCUGUCACUUAAUGAAUCACCAGCCGAUAGGCGCACCAUCUAACCCUCCUUCAAUCAUUGCCAAUGAAAUUCCUGUCCCCCCCUUGAAAAUGGUAAAAGAUAUGAUCAGGCGCCUUCAGGAACUUAGACAUACGGAUCAGGUGCAGCGAGCAUACGCGUUGAACUGUGGGGAAGGAGCAACUGUAAGCUACGAAAUUCAGAUCCGGGUGCUGAGAGAAUUUAACCUCCCAGAUGCUGCUGUUGAACUGCUUCAGAAUCCUCUUAAGUUCUUUCCUCAUGAGCGGUUUGGUGAUGAGAGUCCAGUGCUAGCUGUUCGUCAGCAUGCUCACUGCAGGAUGAACAGUUCACCAGCUGGACAACGUGGUGACAUUGAGCCCUUUGCAGCUUUCCGCCCACCUUUGCCACCACCUCCACCACCGUAUCACCCACCGACAGCGCUGACGCAUGAGAAGCACAAAACCGAUGGGAAGCAGAGGCUGCCUGGUCAGCUGUCAUCCCGAUCCUUAUCCUACCCGUGUAAUCGUUCUUUACAUUAUUCUGGACUGACCACCAGACCUAUUUAUACAUCUGGUGGUAAACAAAUGCCUCCCAACUGCACCAAUUCUGCCAGACUGGUCCAGAUGCAAACAGAUAUAGGGAGCACUGAAGGUGCCUUGAAUGAACUGAUGCCAGACAUUGCAAUGGGUGUGACAUCUCUGAGUAACUUGUCACUUAAGGACAGAAGAUUUCCAGAACUUGCUUUAAGUACUGAAGUGAACCAAAUGGCUUCAGAUUUUGCUUCCUUUCCACGGCCUGCACCAUAUUUACACAGUAGACGCACACACGGUGUGAGGAGAAAGCCCAGUGAUCUGAAGGCAGAAUCUCGCCAAGGCUUCCAGGAGUACCCUGAUCUCUACGAUUUCUCCACUGUAUCUUACCGGCCGUACACUCCAGGAACAAGCAGACAUACAUUGGCUCCUUCACAGGCAACAUAUUUCAGCCCAGAUUUAUACAAUCCCAAUAGACCUGCAGCAGCAGGGAGCUUCAAGAUGACUUCUCUUUGCAGUGGAUCUGCUAGUAAAUCGGUAGAGUCAAGGAGAGAAUAUUUACUGCCUCCUGAAGACCAGCAACCAAGACCCAGUGACCCACCGUAUUUCGAUUUUCUGGAGCAGCCUCCACACAGGUUGGACUUGGCACUGAAGCAGGAGUGUAGUGGGGGCUCUUUACAUACCAGGAGCAGGGGGUUAAUGGAGACGGAUCUGACUUGUGGCCUGACCGCUAGCCACACUCUCAGUGUGCCCUACAGCUCUGAGAACAACGAGGCUCACUGCAGCAGACGGUCAUCGGACGGUGACGUGCUGGAGCCGGGACCCAGUGCUCAGCCUCACAGAACCAUCCGGAACAACAGGGAAGAUACACUAAGCCGAGAAAGGAGGUCGCCAAACAGAUCUGAUCUCUCAUACAAAAAGUCAGCUCUUUAAUGACAGCAGUAAUCCAUUGUGAUUUUUCAGCAGAUGACUCUUGUUAAUUUGCUUUCAUAGAUGUUUUGUACAUAACAUUUCUACCUUAAAUAGGAUAAUUUCUAAGUGAUUUUCUAUGACUUUUUUAAUAUCUCGGGAAACCAAGUCAUGUGCAGUAUUGCCAUCCUUUCUAAUGUGCAAAUUGUCCGUUAAUCAAGUUCACCAUUUAAAAAUAAUGCCUGAUCUUUUACCUCCUUUUUUCAGGUCUGUUUAAAACAGUUCUGUGUUUUUGUGCAUUGAAUAACAAUUGUGUAAUAUUUAAUGGUGAAAAGUACUCUGAUAUACAGUACACAUUGGCAUAUUUUCUCAUUUUCGAGAAAGUUUUUAGUCUUUAAAAUACUGGGCAGUAUUCUUUUCAAGUGUACUCAGCAUUGGAAAUGUGCAAGGGAAGAACGCCUGGGCUGCUGCCUGUAUUCAGAGCACAGAUCCUCGUCAGUUUAAAGCUGUAGUCUUAAUCUUGGGACAAUCAGAUUGCUGUGACAAUCGGUUUAUAGGAUUAAUGCUUUAAUAUAUCAUGAGAAGCUGAAACCCCAAAGGCAGAAAUACUAGCAACAUGGAGAAAGCGGCUAGAGUCCCCUAUGAAGCUGCUACCAUAUUGUUUGCUUAAUCAUGGAUCUGUCGGACACAUGAAACUUCUCGGCCUUUUCCCCUCAUUUUUUUAGUUUGUUAGUUCCUUUUCAGAUUUCUGCAUGGAUAGAUUAAUGUUGGUCUCCAAAAUGGUUUCCAACACUUAAAAUAGUAUUAGUUCUGUGAAGGGGAGAAACUAGAAUGCAUGUUGUAUGUGAUUUUUAAAUUCUCUUGUUUCCCCUUUGCUGUAUCCAAGUAGGUUCCUCAAUUGCACAUAUUUAAGAUGUUCUGUGCACAAAAUGCUGAAGGAACUCGGUAAGUCAGGCAGCAUCAAUGGCAAUGAAUAAACAGUUGAUGUGAUCAGUGGAAAGGAAGGGGGAAGAAGCCAGAGUAAGAAAGUGGGGGAGGGAAGGAGAGGUUUUUAUUCCCCUCAUAGACGCUGCCUGACCUGCUGAGUUCCUCUAACACUUUGUGUUUGUUACUCUGGAUUUCCAGCAUCUACAGAAUCUCUUGUGUUUAAGAUGCUGUAGCUCCCUCUCUGCGGCACUCUGUUGAUGGCCAACACGUGUUGCAGAUCUCAUGUUCACCUCCCUGGCAACAGCUAAAUCCAGGCAGAGACUAACCCUGUUAAUCCAAUCUUGGUGGCAAGGUAGAAUACCUAGGGAACUUGGAAUAUUGAUUAUAGUUGUUUUAGUUCUGUAUUUUGCCAGCUAUGUAGGUCCUACAAUAAUUCGCAGAAAUUUCUCUCCUCUUGAACCUGUAUCUGUGAGUUGUAUAUUUAAAUUCAGUGGUGUUUUAAAUUUUACUAAUUCUGAUCUACAGUAUAAAACUAAUUUGAAGUAUUGGUGCAGAUUUUCCUUCUCAGAUCUUGUUCUGUUUCCUGUUUGGGUGCCACAUCAGGAUUGACAUUAGGAGACAGGAGAAUUCAUGCAACACACAUAAAAGUUGCUGGUGAACGCAG
Messenger RNA from Mobula hypostoma (lesser devil ray), 5495 nucleotides. It is a transcript of the gene btbd7, whose product is annotated as BTB (POZ) domain containing 7. The record is from RefSeq and is a predicted model, not a curated record. Gene Ontology annotation, molecular function: protein binding. The transcript is spliced from 12 exons. Bases 602 to 3928 code for a protein of 1108 amino acids. NCBI's taxonomy places the organism in Eukaryota, Metazoa, Chordata, Chondrichthyes, Myliobatiformes, Myliobatidae. Gene Ontology annotation, biological process: morphogenesis of a branching epithelium.